ACUGCAAUUCUGCGCCUUAAUAAGGAUUAACACAACUUGUUUAUCCACUAAGACGUUAACGAGUUAACUGCCGGAGACUCGCUUUAUUCCUUUUGUAACAAUCGGAUAUUGGAGUACAAAGAAAAAGAAAUAUGAAAUAAUGACCAAAUAACUGUCAUAACAGUGUUAGCUCGGGAGUCUUUUAAAAAGUUUAUCCCGUUUUUCUGACAAAUCAGAACGCCAGGGCUAAUCUCGUGCGUUAAGCUAUUGACCAAUCUGAUGCCUUUAUGUUAUCAAUUACUGUUUGGAUUGAAAUUAAAAGCAAUUUCGCAUGUUUGCUACCUUGCGACGUGUGAAUUUCUGGAAUAAAACAGCGACGUGUCUGGGAAAAUACUCUGGAUUUUUGUUGUUAACAUUUGUUGAAAUUGUCAUUCGGAAAUUGAAGUGUUGGAAAAAAAAUCGAAAAUGUUCGAGUAUUCUGUAUUUCUGUGUUUCUUUCAUGACUUAUAGCCGUUUGUGUUAGCUGGAUCCUGAUUAACCAAAUUUUAUUUUGGAAGAUUGUCAAUUAACUAUCACAUUUGAAGCGGAUUUUCUUUCUUUACAAAUACCAGUAUAUUUAGUUUUGAUCUAACAGUCGCUUACAAAAGAAAGUUAUAGACGUAUUGAUCACCUUUGUGGAUUUGAAAGAAAUUGUGUUAGGAAGAUUUUUAGAAACAUUAAAGAAUUACUUCACAGUUUGCAACGAUGAUAGAAUGAUACGAACAACUUAAUUCGCUAUUCUAUUAUGCGGUACUCAGCACGUGUCAGAAUACCCGCCAAAUUUCGGACUGCUACCAUAGUUCGGAUGACACGCGACAAACAAGGCAAUAAAGUAAUUAAAGGCAAUAAUUAGAGUAAUAAAGUGUUAAACAUGAGCGAAUUGGUGUCAUUAAAAUGACAUUGAGACUCUUAAAUAUAAACUGAAGAUUCUGCUUGGGGAAUAUUACUUUCAAUUUAGAGUUUGAUUAGUACUUAAACUUGUAUUUAAGUAGCGAUUUGAAAAUAGAUUUAUCAUUACAAACUGUAAGGUGGAUUAUUGUGGAUUUCAUUGCAUUCGAAGAAUUCAUGGUGUAGUUUUAAAUUUUGAAGAAAGUGGGAGAAACAUAUUUUUACAAUGAUUGAUGUAGAUUGUGUAAGGAGGAAUUACUCGUUGGGUCACUUUGACCCAGGCUACAUGAUUGGCGCCAACACCAUGAUGCCAGGCAUUUGUUCCCCACACAUUGACCCUCGGGUACUGGUGCACUGGAACCAGCCCUCCACAGGGAACCAACUGCAAAGCCCGGUACCGGCGGCUAGCGCCAAGUCUGACGAAGACGAGGACGAAUCUGAGGAACGCCCGUUCACUCCGCCGCCGCCCCGGGAGCGCCUGUCAUACACGCGCUACCAGCUUGAACUCCUCAAUGGCAUCUACGAGGAGGUGCGUUACCCGAACUCCACACAGAAACAGCUCAUCGCGAAACGUGUCGGCAUUACCAGGGAACAAGUCAAGAUCUGGUUUCAAAACAGACGUCGCAAAGAUGUAAUCGGAAAUUCAGGGAAACCAAAAUCAUGUGACACCAGCACUAGUAGCACAUGUAGUUCCGGAAGCGGGAAAGAGUCCGAUCAACAAAAUAGUCCUCCGCAAAAUAGUCCCAUUUCAGACGACAACGGUAAUAAUUCUUCAGACGAAAAUAGUUCACAAAAAGAAGCCGAACAAAGUGUUGUCCCGUCUUUGGUGAUGAAAAGUGUAAUUGGAGAGUUAAUAAAGUUCACAAACGAUCCUCUGAAGGGGAAAAAGAAGCGAAAGAAGGCGAAAUCGAAACUACAGGAAAAGUCAACUGUAAAGAAGGGGUUAACGGCCACUCUUUUGACCGGUGCAUAUGACAUGAUCUCACCACCGAACCAGAUAACCCCGACAGCUUUUUUCGAGAAAAUUAAAAACGGAUUUUCACAUUCCAAAAACUCGUCCGCGUUUGCCGUCCCGGGAGACGUCUCGAAACCAUCACAAAUAUGCAGCGUGUCUAGCACCAGUGAAACCGGAAACGGAAAUAUCAAUUCCUCCGGUGAAAACGCCGUCCAUAUUUCAAGAACGCUGCUUAGCGAUCACAUGGCUUCCAACGGGCGCACAUAUCCAACCGGAGCUGUCAGUUUCAUGAACAACAGCUUCUCAAUGCCAGCCUAUUCAACUAGCAUGCCAACCGAGCUUCCGGUAUUAACAGACAUUUUAUCGUACAAGUCCUCGCUCGAUAUGCGCGCCCAGAAUGACAGCCUAAAGUCAGCGCCUCAACCACAGCCGUCUUCUUUACCAUCCACGCCUCUACACAGAUCGGAAACUAACAAGCCAGCACAGCCCAGCCAUAUGCACCCGUUCACGCCCGGGAGGUCGUUGAAUGGUAUUUUCCCGUACCCGUUUAUGGCAGAGCCGUCCAUGAUGUUGUCAUCGCUACGUCAGACGGACCACAUAUUUAGGCCGGCGCCCCAUUACCCGGUGUCCCACUACAGCAAUGACCCCUACCAGCCCCUGUUCAUUACGUCACUCAGCAACCCUUACUAUUCCCCACCCACGGCCGCCUGGAAUUCCUCCCAUCCAGUGCCCCACUCUACCUCCUCAUAUACUCAGUUGUAGCCAUUAGCUGUUCAUUCAUUGGAUUGUGUGAUCAUGGUGCAGGAUCAACUGGGUUUUCAGGGAUUUACACACGAACGGACGGAAGGACGGACAACUCCAAUUAUAUAUCCCUCCGCCUUUGACGGGGAUGAUAAAAUAACGGUACAGUGAACUGUUCGACCUUUGCUGAUAGCUCUUUUAUCAUCCUCACGUUACGUAGCGCCUUGUAAUACGUCCAAAAUGACUAAGGAAACUAGUAUUGAAAACAACUCAGGGCCAUCUAACCAGUCAAGCUCAAGCUUUUAAUUGUAUGACCAAUAUGAAAUUGUGUAGCAUGUUUUGUAUGUUAUAUAAUUGCACAUUUCUCUGAAUGCUCAAA
Molecule: messenger RNA, 2981 nt
Organism: Dreissena polymorpha
Lineage: Eukaryota; Metazoa; Mollusca; Bivalvia; Myida; Dreissenidae
Exons: 4
Coding region: 1133-2623 (496 amino acids)
Biological process (GO): neuron differentiation; central nervous system development; brain development
Molecular function (GO): DNA binding
Source: RefSeq, a predicted model, not a curated record